GUGGUAAGUAAGGAGCUGGGGUGGGAGUGGAAAGUUGUCCCGAGAAAGUUGAAAGCUUUAGAACAGAGUUCUGCACUGCGCGCCCGGCGGGGGAGCUGUGUGCGCUCUGGUCUGGAUCGGGAAACAGGAGGUUCCCGGAGGGUACCCUGGACUGGGGGCUCCGAGCGGCGGCGGAGAUGGCUGGUGGGGCGUCUGGGGAGCCCGGCCCGGGGACGGCUGCGGGCACCGCGGUGCCCGAGACCCAGGAGCACCUCUUCAAAGUGCUCGUUAUCGGCGAACUUGGGGUUGGCAAGACGAGCAUCAUCAAGAGAUACGUGCACCAGCUCUUUUCCCAGCACUACCGGGCCACCAUCGGGGUGGACUUCGCUCUCAAAGUCCUCAACUGGGACAGCAAGACCCUGGUCCGGCUGCAGCUCUGGGAUAUUGCAGGUCAAGAACGGUUUGGCAACAUGACAAGAGUAUACUACAAAGAAGCCGUGGGCGCCUUUGUGGUCUUUGACAUCUCAAGAGGGUCCACAUUCGAGGCGGUUCUCAAAUGGAAAAGUGAUUUGGACAGUAAGGUGCAGCUUCCAAAUGGCAUCCGGAUCCCUGCGGUUCUCCUAGCCAAUAAAUGUGACCAGAACAAGGACAGUGCCCAUAGCCCUUCUCAGAUGGACCAGUUCUGCAAAGAAAAUGGUUUUAUAGGAUGGUUUGAAACAUCUGCAAAGGAUAAUAUCAACAUAGAUGAAGCUGUUCGAUUCUUGGUGGAGAAUAUUCUUGCAAACCAUAAAAAUUUUCCUAAUGAAGAUGAUGUAGACAAAAUAAAGCUGGACCAAGACCCUUUGAGAGCAGAGAGUAAAUCCCAGUGUUGUUAAUGUUUCCCCUAUUUUUUUUUGGUAUAAGAAUGAUGGCUCGGGGCAGCUAGGUGGCACAGUGGAUAGAGCACUGGCCCUGGAUUCAGGAGGACCUGAGUUCAAAUCCGACCUCAGACACUUAACACUUACUAGCUGUGUGACCUUGGGCAUGUCACUUAACCCCAAUUGCCUCACCAAAAAACAGAACAAAACAAAAACAACAAAAAAAGAAUGAUGGCUGACUUUAUACCUAUGAAGACUUAAACUGAGACUGCAUUCCAGAUGAAUUGCUCUAUUGGGACUUUUCAUAUGGAUAGUUCUUUAAAAUGGUGGUAUCCUUGGAUGAUUGAACUUCUUGAUUGGAAAUGGAAUGUAUAGUAAAUUGUUCCAUGUCAUGGGUGUAGAACAUGUGUUCAAAACUUGGCUUGUUCUUUAAACUGUCAAAAUGUUUAUGCUUUUUUUGUAUUUCUUUUUUUUAAAUAUAAGCUGAUAAUUUUUCCAUGCUUGGAAAGACUUCUGUGUUGAAUUAUUUUAUUAAGAUUACUGCUAUAGAAGAAAACUGAAAAGUCCUGACUUUGCUAGCAGUUUUUAUGUAUAUUUUUUUUCGAAGGAUAUUUUGGUAGUUUAUUCCAUUGAUUUAGGCGUUAUAACUUACAUUGGUCACAGAAGGGGUCAUUUUCCUUGUUUGACAGUGUUUAGAUUUUUUUAAAUUGUGUGUGUGCGUGUGUGUGUGUGUGUAUAUAUAUAUAUAUAUAUAUACACACAUAUAUAUGUAUAUAUGUGUGUGUAUACAUACAUAUAUGUGUGUGUGUAUAUACACACAUAUAUAUGUAUAUAUAUUCAAAAGUUUUGCAUUACUUAUUAAACCUUUUAAAGGUCUAUAAUUUUAACUUUGUGUCAGUGAUUCUGUUUUCAAGCUUCUUCUAAUAUAGUUAAGUAUUCAUUAAUUCCUCAAUCUGGGCUUGAUCAUGGAUGACUUCCUAGGGAUAUAGACCUUUCCAGUGGAUAACUUUUAAGUUAAGUUUAGACAGACUUUUCUCUUUCACUCUCCUAUGUCUUGUGUGUGUGUUGUUACUAAAAAUGUCUCAUUUCAGAUUUGAGCAAUGGUAUAAGCCUCCCCACUAAUAAUAUCCUGGUGACAAAGUUAAAAAUUGUGGUCAGUGGAGAAUUAAUUAAUUGGUAAAUGAACUGAAAUGUUCUACAUUAUAAGCUUUCAAGUAAGCCCUACCCUAAAUACUGUGUUGUCAUUUAAAACACAGUUGUAGGGAAACUGAAGGCCAAAACACAUUGUUGUACAUGCCUAUUUUUUGAGUGAAAUUGUCACUUAUUGGAAAAGAAUAAAUGUUUUGACAGUUAAGGUCUUUGGUUAAUAUGGUUGUUCUGUGACAAGGAAGUAUUAGUGGGCUUUUAAAAUCUUCUUGGUGUCUACUUACAUUAAAGUAUCUUGUUUUAAAGUAUUAACUGACUUGUGAUAGACAUGUCUGCCUUAUUUAAGAGAAGUUUAAAUACUGUUCAGUCGUUGAAUUCUUGUGUAACAUAACCAUUGCUUAGUUACAACUUAAAGUGCACCCUAUGUAGCUUGGUAACAGGUGGUGCUGCAAUUGGAGUUAGGAAUUGAAUUAAAAUCCUGCCUCAUACACUUAUUUGGGGCAUAUGACCCUGGACAAGGUCAAUUAGCCAUCCUCAGCCUCUGUUUCUUCAUCUCUUAGUUGGUGAUAAUAAAACCUACCUCAUAGGGCUAUUGUGAGGAAACAUGUUAAAGUGUUUUGCAAACCUCACAACCCUAUAUUGAUGUUGGCAAUUAUUAUUUUUAGA
Molecule: messenger RNA, 2648 nt
Organism: Dromiciops gliroides (monito del monte)
Lineage: Eukaryota; Metazoa; Chordata; Mammalia; Microbiotheria; Microbiotheriidae
Gene: RAB32
Product: RAB32, member RAS oncogene family
Exons: 3
Coding region: 177-854 (225 amino acids)
Biological process (GO): endosome to lysosome transport; phagosome-lysosome fusion
Cellular component (GO): trans-Golgi network; late endosome; Golgi apparatus
Molecular function (GO): GTP binding; GTPase activity
Source: RefSeq, a predicted model, not a curated record